CUGGGUGCGGGUUGGCCAGGUGUGUCUAAGAGGGCCCCACAGAUGUGAGCCACUUGGGACGUUGCAAUCUGGCCAUCCCAGGGCCACGUGGCUUGGGCAUUGUAUCCGGCUCCAUGUGUGUCCCGGGCCCUACGGGGUCAUCAGAGCUGGCGCAGGGCUGGAGCCCUCAUGUGGGCUGGGACCUGGCCGUUGAGCUCUCCUCAGGGCCCUGUCGGCAACCAAGCUCCUGGCCUGCCUAUUUGCACUUCGAAGUCUUCGCCUUGGAAGACCUCACAGGUCCCCAAAGUCUUGCCUACUCCCCUGAAUGGGGAGCUGCACUUCUUAAUUCUGGGUGGGCCCCUGCUCGGGAGCUGUGGCAGUGGGUGUUGUAAUCUUGGGGUGCAGCUGUCCUACCUCCAGCCUGCACUGACCACAACCCCAGGUGGCAGACUGAUCUGGCAGGGUACUGUGUCUAUGUUCACUCCUGUCCCGUGGGUUCCUGCCCGUCGGCAGUGUGGCCCCGCAUCCUGCACCACAGUGGGUUCCACACAGGCAACACAGGCAACUUAGUCCCUGCCCUCAGGGUGGCAGUGUGGCCAAAUGCACAGAUCUCCCCAGGCUCCGUGGCAGCCCCACACACUGCCUUGCCCUGCACUGGGACCAUGCUGGAGCACUGGACAGCAGGUGCUGGCUGCUCAUUCCAGCGGCCCUACACAUUUGAUGGGGCGACUUCAGCUCCCUAGAUCUGACUGCUCAGUGAUCCAGUUCCAAGGCCUCUGACAGGCCCUAUGAGUUUCCAAGACUCUCUCCCCCUUCCUGGUCCAAGCACAGACAGCCAGACACUGCCUGGGGCACCUGAGCACACCUGGCCUACUGUUUUUUCUAGAAAGCAGGGUCCCAGAGCCUCUGGUUUGAGUGGCUUUGCUGUUGCCCACACCCCUGUAGCAGAGGCGCCCUCCUCUGAGCCUCUGGAACUCUGCCGGGCAUGGUGGAAGCAUCUGGCCUCGCCCCCCAGGCAGCCUGGUGGAAUACAACACCGUGGGAGGAAGCAUUCCACCUGGGCCGCUGGGCGCAGAUGUGGUCCUGCUUUGUGACAUCCCCACGACUCCUCUUGGAAAGCCAUGAGCACGUUUCCUGCAGUUUCCACUGAUCUAGGCUUCAACAGCCCGGCCCCUGUCUGCCUGGAUGGCACUUCCCCACCAGCCUCCCAAGCAGGAAACCUGGAGGCCACUCCCAAUGGCCUGCUCCUUGCUGGCCGUGUCCUCUAGGGAGCCUGGGGUUCCCAGGCCAAGGGGCACUUGGGAUGUGGGUGGGCCAAGGGGAGCCACUGGUGCAGGGUUGGGGCCUGCCCACCAAGGCAGAGGGCUGACAGGUAAGGGUCUGGGCCCCCCAGGGAUGUAGGGAAAAGGGCAAUGGUGCUAGCCUGGUGAGCUGGGCCUGCAGCACCCUGCCACCCCCACCACACACACACAGCACACCCACCCACACAGUGCUGGGCCGCAACUUGGAGCUUCCUCCCACUGUGAGCUGUGCCAUCUGAGGCAAUCAUUGCCCCCUUCCAGUGGGACAACGCCCACCUUCUGGCCCCGCCCUCCAGGGCUCAACCAUGCCACCCCCGCCCCCCACCAUACUUUGCCACAUUCCUUGAGCUUCCCUGCAUUUGCCCAGGACGGUGUGUUUCCACUGCUGAACUCACCUGCCCACUGUGAUGGGCUUGGCUUGUAGGUAUCUGCUCUUGGCAGGCGCCAGAGGCUUCUUGUGGGCACACCUGCUUCCUACCCUGGGCCUGCCUGGCUGGGCCCCCAGCAUGCGGAGUAACUCCUACCGAGCAACAGUUCACAGGGCCCACAGCCGUAUGGCCACACGGGUGCCCUGGCUUCCCACUGAGGCUUCACCACCCUUCUUCCUGCAGGUGCUGCCGGAUGCCCAGCCCCUGGCCCUCUGCUUCCCCAUCCCUCAGAGACUGAGGCCAUGCAGCUGUGCCAAGGUGCCUCCAGCAUGGCGGCGGCUGAAGUACCCGGCUACCUGGUAUCUCCGCAGACGGAGAAGCACCGGCGCGCCCGCAACUGGACGGACGCCGAGAUGCGCGGCCUCAUGCUCGUCUGGGAGGAGUUCUUCGAGGAGCUGAAGCAGACCAAGCGCAACGCCAAGGUGUAUGAGAAGAUGGCCAGCAAGCUGCUGGAGAUGACGGGGGAGCGCCGGCUGGGCGAGGAGAUCAAGAUCAAAAUCACCAACAUGACCUUCCAGUACAGGAAAUUAAAAUGCAUGACAGAUAGCGAGUCCGUCCCGCCCGACUGGCCCUAUUACCUAGCCAUUGAUAGGAUUCUGGCCAAAGUCCCCGAGUCCUGUGAUGGCAAACUGCCGGAUGGCCAGCAGCCGGGGCCCUCCACGUCCCAGACCGAGGCGUCCCUGUCGCCGUCUGCUAAGUCCACCCCUCUGUACUUACCGUAUAACCAGUGCUCCUACGAAGGCCGCUUCCAAGACGAUCGCUCCGACAGCUCCUCCAGCUUACUGUCCCUUAAGUUCAGGUCGGAUGAGCGGCCCGUGAAGAAGCGCAAGGUGCAGAGCGGCCACUUGCAGAAGAAGAAGCUGCGGCUGCUGGAGGCCAUGCUGGAGGAGCAGCGGAGGCUGAGCCGCGCCGUGGAGGAGACGUGCCGCGAGGUGCGCCGCGUGCUGGACCAGCAGAACCUGCUGCAGGUGCAGAGCCUCCAGCUGCAGGAGCGCAUGAUGAGCCUGCUGGAGAAGAUGAUCGCUAAGUCCAGCGCAUAGGGCCGGUGACACCGUGUGGGCCAGCUGUGCCAGGCCGGGGCCCGGGGUCGGAACGGACGGCCUUCCGCCCGCCCUGGGCUGCUCUGGGGAAGGGAGGCCGCGGCUGCCAGUCUCACUCCAGCCGGGUACUUCAGAAGAACUCCUGGCCUCUGUCCUCCAACACCGUCACCAUCAGUGGUACUUGCAAUGGCUUUUGAUACUCGCUGUGUGAUUUCUUGUGACUCCCUGGAAGCAGAACUCACGUUCUCAGCUCACAGGUUGAUCAGUUCCAAACACGAACAUCAACAGGGACAGGCCGGUGACAGCUUCAGGCCUGGAGCAGAAACCCUCCCGUAGGGGAGACGGCGGUCUCGUCUGACCCUGGGCCGAAGCCCAGAGAGCCCGCCGCCCUCACCUCGGAGCACUGGGUCCUCCGAAGGCCUCCCCAUGAGGACACUAACAGAACAAGGCCGGGUGCCCAUGUUUCAGUUCUCUGGGCCCAGGGAGGUGGCACCAAUGAGACAGAGACCUGGCCUCAUGCACUCACCCUCUGGUUGGGGAGGCAGCUGAGCAAGGAGGGCAAAGUCAUGAUAGCAGGCUGUGGUCGGCGCCGCACGAGGAGGGAAGAGCAGGGACGAGAAGGGACAAGCUCACCUCCCCGCCUCUAUUCUGUCACCAGGAGGAAAACCUUUCCAGACUAUUUUCUGCUGGCUUCCUCCUAAGUCUUGUUGGCCACUGGGGCUUUGGUUUCCCAGCUGCCAGGGAUGCAGGGCUCCCCGCCUGGGACUGGCAUAUUGCUGCCCACACAGCAGGGUUCUGAGACGACCGGGCUGGUGACUUGGUUUGACUUACGAUCCAGGAAAGCGCCUUCCGGGUGAAGGCAGAUGUCCUGCCAGGAGUCCUUCCCAGCCAUCCUGGUGUGAUAGCAGCCAGCUCAUCUGAUGCUGCUGUGGUUGCCCAGGGGGUAUGAGGCCAGUCCCAGGCCUGGCUGCGGUGGGCAAGAGACUAGGCAGCCAUGGAGCCUAGAGGGGCCAGAUAACCCCCAGCUCGGCCACCUUGGGGACCCCCCUGGCACACACACCAGGGACUCCAGCCACACUGCUUUGGGACCAAAGGCAGUAGUGCAGUGAAGGUGUGACCAGUGGUUCUGCUGAAGUGUGAACUUGUCAAUUUCUGCCAAAAUAGCCAGUGUCCCACCAAGGCCAGUCUUGGCUAGCAGCGCAUCUGUGAACCUGUGCUGGGGAGGUAGGCACAGGACAAGCCUCAGCAACCGCUGCAACGGAGACCUCAGGGGCAUCGUGUGCUGCCGACACGAGCUGGGGGCUGGUUUCAGGCUGUGCCUGAGCAUCACCUAGGUGGCAACAGACUGCGGCUCUGCAUGACCGUCCUGGAGCUCCUGGGGCCGUGGCCGUGGCGCACCAGUGUUCCCAUAGCUGCGGAAGGCUGCGGGCGCACGUGUUAUGUAGCAUUUCUGCCUUUGUACUUAGGGGUCAUUUGCACUGUUUUAUUUUCCCAGCUGUCUCACUGAGCAUGGAGUCCAUGCUCACUCUCUCCAUGUCUCGCUGAAUUGGUGCUGCCACGUGCUCCAUUGGGCUGGAGCAGGGCAGGCGCAAUCUGGCGGAGGUCAGUAGUGCAACUGCCCACGUUUCUCCCUCCAUAAACUGUAUCUGUCGCGAGUCUCUGAUUUCUUCUGUAGUUACAGAAGGAUGUUGUGUGGGGGGGAUGUGGCCAUAUUGGUAAAUGCUAAGCUAUUUGAUAAGAUCCAGCAAGACCGUCUGUUAAUACCAAAAACUGAAAUCAGGAACCAGACGAACAUGCAUCCUUCACCUUUAUUAUUAUUUAACGUUGGCAUUUUUAGCUAAUGCAUUAAGACAAACAAAAAAAAGCGGGAUAAAAGAAAUGAAAAUUACCUUUAUUUUCAGAUGAUAUUUUUCUAUUCCCAGAAAGCAGAUACACAAGAGAUCAAGAGCUCUUUAAACCACCCUGAACAUGUGGAUUAUGAGAACGGAAUAUUCUGCUCAUAGUCAUGCUUGAGAACUGCAGGGAAUCUAUGAACAGGUUUAACCAGAACGGUCCAGGAUCGACACAAAGGAAACUGUGGUUUUACCAUAAAAUCUAAAACAAUUCCUGAGCGUGUGUGGAAACCACAUACCCCUAAAUGCUCCCAAGUAGUGUCAUCAUUUUAUUAAUGUAAUUCCAACAAUAUUCUCAGUAACAUUGUGGGGUUUUGUUUUAAAAUGGAAGAAAGCUUUUUGUUUUGUUUUUUAAAGUGGGCCCCACACUCAGGGCAGA
This is a messenger RNA of Mustela erminea (ermine), 5019 nucleotides long. It is a transcript of the gene MSANTD1, whose product is annotated as Myb/SANT DNA binding domain containing 1. Lineage: Eukaryota; Metazoa; Chordata; Mammalia; Carnivora; Mustelidae. The coding region runs from base 1951 to 2748 and encodes 265 amino acids. Gene Ontology annotation, cellular component: nuclear body. Gene Ontology annotation, biological process: positive regulation of DNA-templated transcription. The transcript has 4 exons. The record is from RefSeq and is a predicted model, not a curated record.